CAAACUUUCAUGACCAUUGGUGCUUAUUUGGCUUGACUAUCUUGACAAUUCCAUAGCAAGUUUCUUAGCGGGAAAGGGAUAGAAAAUGACAUCUAACCUGGCUGACUCUUCAACAAUCGAGCAGCCUUCCAAAAGCACCAAUGAUUGCUCGCGUAUCCCUAAGCAGUUUUUUGGGCAGCCCUUCUUGCACCAAAUCCUUACUACGCCUAUGCCCGCUCCACUUGCGGGCGCGCUUGGCGCUGCUGGAGUAGCCGUUGUUGCUGGAAUCAUUGGCGCGGUAAUUCGACGCAAAGCUUCAAAGAAGCGGAUUGAUUCCAGCGCUGCUGUUAGCGCUGAGCCUGUGGCAGAGGUUGCCACUGAUUCCAUUGCGAAUCCUCCACAAGCACCUGAUGCGGCAGUCGACUUGUCACCGUUUGGAAGCCCCGUCGGUAGCACACCAGUAAGGAUCCCGCCGCUGAAGCGACGGGACAAAACCGUCGCCCCUGCAGCCUCAAGUGAGGCACCAACACCCACCGCACGAAGCGAAGUGCCUGACGACGACCAGUCUGACAAUGCGUCUGUGCGGGACCAGCGGCAGACGCAACCACUCGUGGACGCUGCUCAGCUGCAGAAGACGCUGAAGCAGAUGCAGGAGAUGGCCGAGGAGAACCGCAAGCUCUCCGCCUUCCUGGCUGAGUACAAGGCUGACGCUGAGAAGCUCUCCAAGCUGGAGGAAGAGAACCGGGCGCUGCGCGACGUGACUCGGCAGCUGGAGCAGGAGAUGCAGGAGCUCAAGGUCUCCACCAUGCCCCGAACCGGAGCCGAGCUGGAGAUGUUCAAGAGCAACCUCCACGCGCCCCCGGUCGCACGCAGCGUCUACAGCACCGACGACCCCGCCGGUCUGGGCAUCAGUACGGCAUCCGUGGACGGCGUCCACCCGGAGACGCGAGCCCGCCGCAACAGCCUCUUCAAGCAGCUGCUGGCCUCCCUGCAGGGCACCCCCAGCGCCGGCGUGUCGCAGGCCGCCACCCCCCGCAGCACCUCUGGUGGCGGCCACGCCCCCAGCACCGCCGCCGCCAGCUCCCGGCAGCGCAAGCAGCCGCGCCCCGAGGAGGCGGCCGCCAUCGGGCAGGCGGUGUACCAGCUGCUCGACUCUUUCGGCGGUCGCAUGAUGUAAGGCAAGCUCCAUUCUUGAGGAGCCAAGGCGUGGCUGCGAGGCCCUAUGUAGAAGCGCCCAGUGCCAUCGGCCUUGGAAGGGUGCCUUGGAUGCGCAGUGCCAUGCUUGCGGUUCAAUGUCUGGGUGUGCUGACAGCCUGCAUGGUUUCUCGUCAAUGUGCAUCUGCAUGCCGGGGUGGCGAGCUGCUGCGUUUACUGCUGGAUGUGAAUUCAUCGAGGUGGAUUGACUUUUAACUUGUAUGCUGCACCUGGCCCAUGGGCCCUUGCUUCUCCGGACCCUAACGGAUAGUGGUAAGAUGCCGUUUACUGUGUUUUACCGUGGCAAUGCGAUGGUGUCAAAAGCUUUAAAUGCAAUUCUGUUGUCUUGCGUGCAUUUGCUGUUUGCGCGGGAUGCUGCUGGAUGGAUUUACGACAGGGUGGACCGUUAUGUCACGCACUACAAGAUUCUUUGUAUUCAGUGUAACACGCGUUUAUCCUACCUGAGAACACGUUCGCCUCCCGUCUUACUGUAACCGAUCAUCGCGGUGCCACAGCACCAGGCAAGAAGCGCCCCCAUGUUUGUAUUGUUGUACGUGAAUGGAGCUAGUAGGUAGAAUACAAUUGCAUAGCGCUGCUGGAUAGUACAGCGAAACCCUUUCCUUGAGUAUCGCCAUGGCGCGAAGCAACAAACAGCCCGUGUGGGCGCCGGCCUGGGCAUUGGUAAUUAUACUGGUGAUCUUGAACAGCCAUAUAGCAGCAAUUUCCGCAAACAUAUUCAGCGGCAGGCAAGGGCGUGCUGUUACGGAUGGCAGUGCGCAUGGACGCCGCGUCUUCGCAUCAGAGCUAGAGCGGCAUGGCAACAGCACUUACCAUCCCUCUUUUGGACUCUUUCCAAAGGGCUGUCGGUGGCGCUCUGUCACACACGACAACUCCUCUAAAGUAGACUACCAAUUCUGGGACUUCAGUGCGGAAACAUGGGUUGACCAGCGGCCCGCAGCCUGCGUGCCUACCACCUACCCAGCUCCCGGCCCACCGGGCUGGCGCUGGCACAACAACACGCCGCGCACCGAGGUCACCUGCGAGACCUCCCAUUGCGUGUACACCAACAUGUACUACAACAAUGGGCGCUGGUACGCGCUGGUGGAUGGCGAGCUGUUCAUCCCCUCCUGGCGCUUCAGCCGCAAUCAGGAGGUGAUUCCCUUCCACGUGAAAAACGCGUCCGACUUCGCCGACUCGGUGCAGUGGCGGGUGGUGCCGGGGGACACCAUCUUGUUCGACUUCAUUUUCUUCAUCCACCCGACCGCUAUUGGCCACUGGUGGGAGAUGCUGGGGCCGCUCUACAGCAUCCUGAAGACGCUGCACUUCAAGCGCCCCUGCGACCAGUUCGUGCUGCUGCACCUGGGUCGGCAGCACCUGCUGGAGUGGGUGCGCGCCAUGAUGGCGGUCACCCUGGGGGUGGGGCUGGCGGAGGAGCUGCCGCCCAUCAUCAUGCAGGAGGAGACGGACAACGCGUGGAACCAAAUUACCCAGCAGCUGACCGGCUUCUCGCGCGACACCUGGUACGUCUUCGAGCGGGUGCUCAUCGUCAAGGACCUCUCCACGGGCGGCGGCCGCACCUUCCUCACCUUUGAUGACGCGCGCGAGUUCCGCGAACACCUGUACCGGCAGUACGGCCUGCCCCCUCCCGCCCCGCGCCCCCACAUCCCCCGAGUCAUCACCUUCCAACGCAAGCGAGCCAACCGCCGCAUCAUCAACGAACCCGAGUUCCUGCAGCUGCUGGCGGAAUUCGGGGAACUGAAGGUUGUGGAGUACAACAGCAGCUCCUCUCUGUACGAGCAGCUGCUGCAGAUGCGGCAGACCGGGGUCUACGUGUCCGUGCACACCUCCAACCUGGCCAAUGCGCCGCUGCUGCAGCCGGGCUCGGCGGUGUUCGAGGUCAUACAGCGCAACUGGAUGUGGAACGGGUUGGACCGCUCCUUCCGCGACCAGACCCACAUGAUGUUGGACAUCCACCACUUCGCGUGGAGGGCCAAACACCUCAACGAGACCGUCUACCUCAAUGAGAGGGACCUGCACAAGGUGGGCCACUGGCCUGCCGCCCAGUGCGGCACGGAGGAGUGUGUGGAGGCGCACACCAAUGUGGAUGUGGUGGUGGACAUUCCCGCCUUCCGGGAGCUGCUGGAGGACCGGCUGCCGUACGUGUGGAGGGGGGCGAGCGUGCAGGAGGC
Astrephomene gubernaculifera is the source of this 3362-nucleotide messenger RNA. The record is from the annotation of a GenBank genome assembly. NCBI's taxonomy places the organism in Eukaryota, Viridiplantae, Chlorophyta, Chlorophyceae, Chlamydomonadales, Astrephomenaceae.